This is a messenger RNA of Westerdykella ornata, 1289 nucleotides long. RefSeq lists its product as uncharacterized. The coding region runs from base 201 to 1163 and encodes 320 amino acids. The transcript has 4 exons. The record is from RefSeq and is a predicted model, not a curated record. NCBI's taxonomy places the organism in Eukaryota, Fungi, Ascomycota, Dothideomycetes, Pleosporales, Sporormiaceae. Gene Ontology annotation, molecular function: protein binding.
CCCUCUUGCGCAGCUAGAAACAUGCUGUUUUUAUGCUGUUUUGUGCCUUUUUGCAAAAUCGCAGAAUCGCAAAUUCGAUUGAUGGCGGUGUUGCCUACAACAGCCUGCCGUACACCCCACUUCCUCAUCGCUCUCCUCUACGGUCUCCUCUACGGUCUCCUCUCUGACAAAAAGACUCUGGCCAAUUUUCCUAUGGCAAUAUGGCUGCAGAUCACAAAAACUACAUCCGUGAUCUUUCAGAAUAUUUGACGGCUGGUAAUCUGUCAGACCUCACCGUCACCUUUGGUGAGAAGCGAUGGCAGAUCCACAAAGCUCUCGCAUGCUGCCAUUCCAAAUGGUUCCAUAAGGCCCUCACUGCUGGCUUCAAAGAGACGAUCAGCGGAGAAAUCAACUUGCACGAUGAUCCCGAAUUCGCUAAUGCACUUGACUGCAUGGUGUCGUACUUCUACAACGCGGGCUACCAUGCGUCUAAAUACGACACUUCGGCGUCCUUGCUUCAUGCACAAGUUGCUGUUAUUGCCGACAAGUACGACUGUCCGACACUCUAUAAGCUAGCCAAAACUUCAUUCGCAAAGUCCAUGAUUGCGAUGCAGAGCGACGACUGGGUCACCAUUGCUGCCUUCAUCUACGACUAUACGACAACCGAAGUACCAACCCAUGUGGAAUUGCGCAAACUGGUAGUCGCAGCCACCACAGACGGGUCCAUUGUUUCAACGUCAAUGCUUCAAGAUAAGGGCGUGGUAGAACUGCUUCGUUCAAAUGCGGAUUUGGCGACCGAUCUCCUGCUAAUGCGAAAAUCUAUACUGGCAACCAGCACAUUUUCAGUUGUAACCGUUGUCAUUAUGUGCACGUUGGAUCUCAAGAUUGCUCUAAUCUGGGGCAAUUCGGUUUCGGCCUGCAGGGCAGAUAUUGCCGGCAGUGCGAGAUCGGAAUCGCAACAACGUCCACACAAAACACACUUCAAAUCAAGCUUUCGCGGGCUUUCCGUUGUCCCCAGUGCGAGGGUAUUCACACCAUCAAGCCUAAGCCGCCGGUUAGUUCUUGAUUGGCGACCGGAGUCAGCCAAGCAGCAUCUUCAGCGCACAGGUCUACAUACAUGGAUACGGUCUCACCCAGCAUUUCUUUUGUCAAUUGCAUUAUCACGUAAACUAUGCACUGCCUAGCGGAGUAUAGUACCAGCGAACGGGAGGCAGUGCUAUACAUUACCAUAUAGCUCUUAAAGAGCACAUACAAGCCGCGUGGAAGUGAUACGCCAAAAGUUCCCGCUGCAUUGUAAUGACAGCACAGUU